AUGCACAAGAUCUCCAACUUCACGGGUCAGGCCCGUCAUGGCUGGGAGCGAAUGACACCCACCUUCGGUAUGUCGAGGCCUCACACCGAUAUGGCCUCCCACUCGCUGCGUCGACCUCAUGGAGCCCCGCCCAUGACUCCUCCUACUGGCCUCGAUCCCGUCGUCAACCUCUCCUUUAACGUGCCAUUUUCCUCCACCCUGGCCGGUCCCGAUGUCGACGAUGUCCUUCACGCCAGUCCCGGCGCCCUCCAACGCUGGUCCUUUCCCGAAGGCACCCCCGAGGGUGCCCCCGUCCACAGCCUCCCCGUUCACGCCAGUAACGUGGACGCCCUGCGGAGAUUAUGUCGCCAAAUCACCGAGAGCAGUAGUGGAAGGAUCGAGGCCGUCGUCACCUCCUCCGAACCGAAGACCGUCCCGUCUCUUCAGCGACGCCCCCAGGGCUUGGUGACCAAUGUCUGUAUCACCGGUGAAGGAGACACCGUGCGGAAGAUGCGGGCAAAGGUUCUCAACGAGACUCCUAUCCUACUGCGAUGUGCGACCGUCGAUGUGGAUAUUCAUCUCAUCAUGGAUGGCUCUACCAAGGGCAUCCGGGCGAGUGUCUUGGAACACCUCGAUACCCUGGCCGCUUACACCGGUACCGACAUCUUCCUGUUGAGCCCGAAGCUUCGUGAUACCGAUAGUGCGGUCGUGUCUUCCUACGGGUAUGCAUCGGACAAUGGGUUGGACCAACGCUUCCGGGUGUCCAUCUACGGUGACAUGGAGAGUGCCGAACAUGCCAAGACCCGGGUGUUGAUCAUGAUCGAUCAAAUUCUCAAACGCCACGUGGAUGCCAUGAAGCUCGACCUAACCAUGCACACCCUGGUGUGUGGCCGGACCCGCAAAAAUAUCAAACUCAUUGAGGCCGCCACCGGAACUGCCAUAUACUUCCCCCCGCCGUUUCCUCGCAUUUUCGGAUAUACUCCUCCGGGAGCCCACCGUCGGAGCGAAGAUGAGGUCUACAUCACCGGUGAUACCCAGGAACAGAUCGCUCGGGCCAAGCAGAAGUUGCGAGAAUUGGUCAUGGGAGUCAAAAUCUACGUCAAGGAUGUCAUUGUCAACUCCAACAAGAUCGAUAAUAUCUUGCUUGACCGCCUGGACAAAGUACGCAAGGUCAUGGAGAUGAACGGCUCCUAUGUUCUUUUCCCGCAGCUGGGAAGUCAGCGAGGUGUGGUCCGCAUCCAGGGUGCAGAGGUUCUCCAUGUCGAACGCACUGUCCGGGAGAUCAUGGCUUUGGCCGGUCAGUUCUACAGCGCCUCCUGGUGGCUCAUCAUGCCAGACCCCUCCCAGGGAGGCUUCCGGGCUCCUUCAGCGGCUGACGUCCGUACAAUGCUUUCUGACAUCUGUACGAACUCGGGCGCCGAAGUGAGCUUCGACAACCUGACCUUCACCAUCAAUGGGUCAGAUGACUCGGUCAAGUCGGCCAUGAUGGUGAUCAACCAGAUCCCUUUCGUUCAACGGAGUCAGUACCAGAUGCGUGUGAAGAUCGAAUUGGCGAAUGAGCACAAGGAAUUUGUCAGUGGCAAGAAGAACGGCAAAAUCAACAAGAUCAUGGGACAGAGCAAUGUUCAAAUCAUCUUUGACGGCUUCAACGAGUACAAUUUCCACAUCGAUGUCUGUGGAAACCAGUACGAAUCGACCAAGAACGGCUUGGAUCUUGUCGAGCAGGAGAUGCCCGCGUCGAUCUCGUUCCAUGUGCCUGACCAAUACCACAAGCGCAUCAUCGGCAUCGGUGGGCAGCACAUCCAACGUAUCAUGAAGAAAUACUCCGUCUUCGUCAAGUUCUCUAACGCCAUGGACCGUGGCGGAAUGGGCAAGGAGGACGAUGAUAUCAAGGUCGACAAUGUCAUCUGUCGGACGCCAGCGAGGAAUGCGCAAAGCCUGGACUUGGUCAAGCAGGAGAUCAUGGACAUGGUCGAAAAGGUUGAUGCAGAAUACGUUUCUGAACGUGUCGUGAUCAACCGGUUGUACCACCGUGAACUCCUCGCCCGCAUGUCCGAGAUUGACGAGCUCGAGAAGAAAUGGAACUGCAAGAUCGAGUUCCCCAGCACCGAGCUUGCGAGUGAUGUCGUAACCAUUUCCGGACCGGAGUACCAAGUGCCCCAGGCAGUUGAUGCCUUGCUGGGAAUGGUCCCAGAGAGUCACGAGCUGCUCUUCCAGAGCUCCGCCGAGUUGCGGGAGUUCUUCCAGUCGGCUGAUUUCCGCAAGGACUUGACACCACCGUGGGAUGUCAACACUGAUCCCCCCACUUCCGAAGGGGGCUCGGUCUCGCCCACGCCCGCUCCCGAAGAUCGUGUGGUGCUGGGUUACACCAGAAACAACGCUGGUGGACUCAAGGACGCCAUCGACUUCCUGAUCUCCCGCCUGGUGGCCCAUGGAUUGGACGCGACGACAGUCAAAGGGGCCAUCCCACGCCCCAAGUCCGACUCUUUCGAAGAGUCCUUGCCGUUCUUCGACUCCAAGCUGUUGCAGCAUGCGCCCGCUCCCAUCGUGACCGACUCGCCGACCAGGCCCAAUUUCUCCGAUGAGACCAGUGAGCGCGGAUCGAUCUUCGAGAGGCUCCGCAAGCCCGGAAGCAUCUCCUCGUUCUCCUCGUUCAUCGGGCGCAAGAACCACUCUGCCUCUCCUGGCUCGUUCUUCAAACACGCCUCUAGCAAUGCCUCCAAGGCAUCUCUUGUUUCCAUGGAGUCCCGGGACAGUGGCUAUCGCAACCCAUGGAAUGAUUCCGGUGUGAAUCUACCCGAGGACGACGUGCCUGUCCUGGGGAGUUCCCACAGCCACAGCAGCAGCAAUGGCUGGCCCGCGCGCUUCGAUACCAAAUUUCCAUUCGGUACCGCGCCUGGGGACAUGACACCCAAGCAUGACCCCCGCGCUUCUUUUGAUAGUGGUCGUCCUAGCACUUCCAAUUCUACUUCUGGAUACCCGGCCCCCAUCGGGCCACCGCGUUAA
Messenger RNA from Aspergillus terreus NIH2624, 2985 nucleotides. RefSeq names its product KH domain protein. The coding region runs from base 1 to 2985 and encodes 994 amino acids. Gene Ontology annotation, molecular function: mRNA binding. Gene Ontology annotation, cellular component: nucleus; cytoplasm. Gene Ontology annotation, biological process: nuclear division. Lineage: Eukaryota; Fungi; Ascomycota; Eurotiomycetes; Eurotiales; Aspergillaceae. The transcript is spliced from 6 exons. The record is from RefSeq and is a predicted model, not a curated record.